AUGUCUUUUUUCCUACUCAUUGGUGCUCUUCUGCUCCUGGGUUCCUGGGUUCAGACAGCCUUUGGUUUCAUCGAGUGUAGUGUACUCGACUACGGCGCUGUCGCUGAUAACACCACUGAUUUGGGACCUGCAUUGACAAAGGCCUGGCAGGAAUGCGUUAUACCCCAAGUCACAACCACAGUUGCUACCGAUGUGCUCCUCUACGUCCCUGCUGGAGAUUAUCUACUUGCAUCAACUGUAACAUUCGAUGACGCCAUGAACUGGAAUUUGCAUAUUGCUGGAGAUAUCUAUUUACCCUUCAAUCCUGACCUAACUGGCACAAUGCUUACUUUCGAGAAUUGCGAUAAUAUUCUUUUGAACGGACCUGGCGCAAUUUUUGGGAAUGGAUACCGCUAUCGCGAGGGUGGCGAUCUUUCACUUUUCCCUGAUCGGCCUCGUCUCAUCCGUUUCCAAACUUGCAACAAUGUAGAAAUCACUGAGAUUACUCUCUUUGAUGCACCCAUGUUCCAUGUUACGAUUAUUGGUAACAAGUCAGUAUCAGGAACUCUCAAACCUUAG
Messenger RNA from Lentinula edodes (shiitake mushroom), 558 nucleotides. RefSeq names its product pectin lyase fold/virulence factor. The record is from RefSeq and is a predicted model, not a curated record. The coding region runs from base 1 to 558 and encodes 185 amino acids. Gene Ontology annotation, biological process: carbohydrate metabolic process. The transcript has 8 exons. NCBI's taxonomy places the organism in Eukaryota, Fungi, Basidiomycota, Agaricomycetes, Agaricales, Omphalotaceae. Gene Ontology annotation, molecular function: polygalacturonase activity.